GGGCUGACUCAGCUGCGUCGUCACGCAGGCGAAAGCGCGUCAGUCGGGGAGUCGCAGCAGUAUGAGAGAUCCACCUUCCGCUGCUGCUGCUGGAGCGGAGACACCGGAGAAACGCUGCUCCAACCGGGCUUCCCUCAGUGCGCUCACCCGCAGCGCCGCCGAUAGAUGGCUGAAAACCGCGCAACACCUCCGCCUCAGUCCACCCGGUGAAGAGAAUGUCCCAGAAAUCCUGGAUAGAGAACACUUUCACCAAGAGGGAAUGUGUCUACAUACUGCCAGCGUCCAAGGACCCACACAGAUGCCUUCCAGGAUGUCAGAUCUGCCAGCAGCUUGUCAGGUGCUGCUGUGGCCGGCUGGUCCGGCAACAUGCCGGAUUCACAGCGAGUCUGGCGAUGAAGUACUCGGAUGUGAAGCUGGGUGAGGGGCGGGGCAGGGUGGGGUUAAGGGUGGGGCGGGGCGGGGCGGAGCAAGAUGAAUGGAGUGUGGAGAAGCACACAGAGCAAAGUCCUACUGAUGCCUAUGGCAUCAUCAACUUCCAAGGAGGAUCACACUCCUAUAGAGCGAAGUAUGUGCGUCUCUCCUAUGACUCCAGGCCCGAGGCGAUCCUUAGGUUGAUGUUGAAGGAGUGGCAGAUGGAGCUUCCAAAGAUCCUUAUUUCUGUACAUGGAGGGAUUCAAAACUUCGACCUGCAUCCUCGUAUCAAACAGGUGGUGGGGAAGGGACUCAUCAAAGCAGCUGUAACCACGGGGGCCUGGAUCCUCACCGGGGGAGUCAAUACAGGUGUGGCUAAGCAUGUGGGUGAUGCUCUGAAGGAGCACUCGUCCCGUUCUGCUCGGAAGAUCUGUACCAUCGGCAUCGCACCCUGGGGAGUGAUCGAAAACCGUAAUGACCUCAUUGGGAGAGAUGUGGUAGCCCCCUAUCAGACCCUCCUGAACCCCCUCAGUAAGCUGAAUGUGUUAAAUAAUCUGCACUCUCACUUCAUCCUGGUGGACGAUGGCACCGUGGGCAAGUAUGGGGCAGAGGUCAACCUGCGGAGGGAGCUAGAGAAACACAUCAACCUACAGAGGAUACAUGCCCGUAUCGGGCAGGGUGUGCCAGUUGUAGCUCUGAUAUUUGAAGGUGGGCCGAACGUGAUCCUGACGGUGUUGGAGUACCUGCAGGAGAACCCACCUGUCCCCGUGGUGGUGUGUGAGGGAACCGGGCGAGCAGCGGACGUGCUGUCUUUUGUCCAUAAACAAACUGAGGAUGAUGGUAGUCUUCCAGAUGGUGUUGAGCUCGACAUCAUUGCGACAAUCAAAAAAACCUUUAACUUCAGUCAGAAUGAUGCAGUGCACCUCUUCCAGACGCUCAUGGAGUGUAUGAAAAGCAAGGAGCUGAUAACUGUGUUCCAUGUCGGCUCAGAGGAACAUCAGGACAUUGACGUAGCCAUUCUGAAGGCUCUGCUCAAAGGUGCACUGGCGUCUGCAUUCGACCAGCUCGUGCUGACCCUGGCAUGGAACCGAGUGGACAUCGCUAAAGAUCACGUGUUUGUUUACGGACAAAAGUUACUAGUAGAUUCCUUGGAGCAGGCCAUGCUGGAUGCGCUGGUGAUGGACCGUGUGGAUUUUGUGAAGCUGCUAAUUGAGAAUGGUGUGAGCAUGCACCGCUUUCUCACAAUCUCACGCCUAGAGGAGCUUUACAACAUGAAACAAUUACCAGCAAACCCCACAUUGCUGCAGCUCGUCAGAGAUGUCAAACAGGGAAACCUCCCUCCGAACUAUAAGGUCACGCUGAUCGAUGUGGGUUUGGUGAUCGAGCACCUGAUGGGCGGAACGUACCGCUGUAACUACACACGCAAACGAUUCAGGAUCAUCUACAACAACCUGCACGGCAACACACGGCGAUCGGGCCGAGCUCCUCCCAGCGCACCUCCUCUGAGGAAAAGUCACGAGGCCUUCAGUAUCCAGGCUGAUAAGAAGGAGAAAACCCGCCACAACCACUUCAUCAAGACGGCACAGCCUUACAAACCAAAGUUGGACUCGAGUGGGGAUGUUCAGCACAGGCGCAGUAAGGAAGAGGUGGUGGACAUCGAUGACCCCGAGACCCGGCGCUUCCCGUACCCGUUUAACGAGCUUCUGGUGUGGGCUGUGCUGAUGAAGAGGCAGCGGAUGGCGCUGUUUUUCUGGCAGCACGGGGAGGAGAACAUGGCCAAGGCACUCGUGGCCUGCAAGCUCAGCCGCUCCAUGAGCUACGAGGCCAAGAAAAGUGACGUGGUGGACGACACGUCAGAGGAGCUCAAAGAGUACUCCAAUGAGUUUGGUCAGCUGGCAGUGGACCUGUUGGAGCAGUCGUUCCGGCAGGAUGAGAUGAUGGCGAUGAAGCUGCUGACCUACGAGUUGAAGAACUGGAGUAAUUCCACGUGUCUAAAGCUGGCUGUGUCGUCACGGUUACGGCCGUUUGUCGCUCACACGUGCACGCAGAUGCUGCUGUCGGACAUGUGGAUGGGCCGUCUAAACAUGCGCAAAAACUCCUGGUACAAGGUGAUCCUGAGUAUCCUGGUGUUCCCUGCCAUCCUAAUGUUGGAGUAUAAGAGUAAGGCGGAGAUGGCUCACAUCCCUCAGUCUCAGGACGCUCACCAGAUGACCAUGGAGGACAGCGAGAACAACUUGCAGAGCCCUGAUGACAUCCAGAUGGACGUGUUUAAGGACUCCCGCCUGAACGAGCACGUCGAGAUGAAGAGUGACGCAGAGGUUCUCACACGCUCACGUCGUUUACCCAUCACACGCAAAUUCUACGCCUUCUACCACGCCCCCAUCGUCAAGUUCUGGACAAACACAUUGUGCUACCUGGUCUUCCUGAUGCUCUACUCGUAUGUGGUGUUGGUGAAGCUGCCGAGUUUUCCGUCUCUGCAGGAGUGGAUCGUCAUCUUGUACAUCUUCACCUCUGCUAUUGAGAAAAUAUGCCACACACCUAUGUUCAUGUCUGAAGGAGGAAAGAUUAGCCAGAAGAUCAAAGUAUGGUUCUGCGAUUACUUCAACACGUCCGACUUCAUCGCCAUCGUGAUGUUCGUGGUGGGCUUCGGUUUGCGCUUCGGCUCUGAGAACGUGGCGAUCGUGGGGAGGACCGUUUACUGCCUGAACAUCAUCUUCUGGUACGUGCGUCUCCUGGACUUCCUCGCGGUGAACCAGCAGGCUGGACCCUACGUCAUGAUGAUCGGAAAGAUGGUAGCAAACAUGUUCUACAUUGUGGUGAUCAUGCUGGUGGUGCUGGUGACCUAUGGUGUUCCUCGUAAAGCCAUCCUUUACCCAGACUCUACGCCUCAGUGGUCUCUUAUUGUCGAUGUGGUCUUCCAGCCCUACUGGAUGAUGUACGGGGAGGUGUACGCCUACGAGAUCGAUGUGUGUGCCAACAACAGCAACACUGAGCCCUACAUUGGGAAGCUGUGUGGUCCAGGGGUCUGGUUAACUCCAGCGCUGCAGGCUGUGUAUCUGUUCAUACAGUACAUCCUGAUGGUCAACCUGCUCAUCGCCUUCUUCAAUAACGUGUACCUGCAGGUGAUGUCCAUGUCUAACCUGGUGUGGAAAUAUCAGCGUUACCACUUCAUCAUGGCGUAUCAUGAUAAACCUGUUCUCCCUCCACCACUAAUUAUCUUCUGCCACAUCGCCUCACUCAUCCGCUUCCUCUGCAAAAGCAGGAAAAAGGACAGCAGUGCUUAUGGACCAAAGCUCUUCCUGACUGAGGAGGACCAGAAAAAACUGCACGAUUUUGAGGAGCAGUGUGUGGAGACGUAUUUCCAUGAGAAAGAUGACAAGUUUCACUCUGGGAGUGAUGAGAGGAUCAGAUUAACCUCCGACCGGGUGGAGACGAUGAGUAUCCAGCUGAGGGAGGUUGGGAACAGGGUGAAUUUUAUAAAGCGGUCUUUGCACUCUCUGGACUCUCAGAUUGGUCACCUGCAGGACCUUUCUGCUCUGACCGUGGACACUCUGAAGGCUCUGACGGCGCAGAGAGCUUCGGAAGCCAGCAAAGUGCACAACGAAAUCACGCGAGAACUUAGCCUGUCUAAAAACUUGGUGCCUGGCACCAUGGACCCUGUCCCUCCUUCAAAAGCUUCCAUUUUGGUUCAGAGAACUGUUUAUCCACCCUCUUCCAACAUGGCUGACUCUCUGUUUGGGAGAGGAGCUUCGGAGGGGGCGCGUCUGAGAGCUGAGCUGGGGAUGACUCCUGAGAGGAGGCUGGCGUUUUCUCCAGAGGCUGGAACCUUUGGCGCCGCUGCACACGCUCUCGCUCAGCCGGACGACCGCACCGACAGCAGCCUGCCGACGUCAUCUGAUGCCACAGGGACUUUCUUCGUCAGCACCCCCACACAACCGAGCAGCAUACACUCACACACACACACUCACAGUACACACACGGGCCAGUCUCACUCUCCUCCUGAGGCUGCUGUGGAGUUUGGUGCCUUUGUGGGUCAUAAGGAUGAUUCUGAAGGUCAAAGGUCAUCCCCAAAGCAGAGCUCUGUGGGCUGCAGGCAGCUUAGUCACAGCAGCAAGGGAGAAGGCCACAUGAGGACAGUGAACUCCUAUGCUGGUUUCACAGAGCUCAACAAACAUCCAGCUUUCCUGCAACCAAGUCUGAGUAAGUGGGACAAGAGUCGAGUGUCAGCGGAGGAUGUUCAGCUCCAUGAGGACUCGCGAGCAGCUCUGCUACUGGAAAGAGCUCAAGGAAAAUCAGUGCAGGCCAGCAGCAGUGUAAGUCCAGUAGAGGACACCAUCACUGCCACAGUAAGCCUGUUCUCAGCCCGCCACAGCCCUCUCAGUACACGUAAGGACUCGAUUGGUUCUCCCUUUAAGCCGAUGGAAGGUUAUCAGUAUUCAGCGGUGGAGCGUAAUAACCUCAUGAGGUUGUCCCAGAGCAUCCCGUUCACCCCUGUGCCCCCUAGAGGAGAGCCAGUAACAGUGUACUGUCUGGAGGAAAGUUCUCCCACUAACAUUAAUAACAGCAUGUCGUCGUGGGCGCAGCGUGGCCUCUGUGCUAAGAUUGAGUUCCUGAGUAAGGAGGAAAUGGGCGGCGGCCUGAGGCGGGCGCUGAAGGUGCUGUGCACCUGGUCUGAGUACGACAUCCUCAAACCUGGACACCUGUACAUCGUCAAGUCCUUCCUCCCUGACGUCAUCGACACCUGGAAGAGCGUCUACAAGGAGGAUACCGUCCUGCACCUCUGCCUCAGGGAGAUCCAACAGCAGCGAGCAGCUCAAAAACUCACCUUCGCCUUCAAUCAAGUCCGACCCAAAACCAUCCCCUACUCUCCCAGGUUCCUGGAGGUGUUCCUCCUGUACUGUCACUCAGCUGGUCAGUGGUUUGCAAUAGAGGAAUGCAUCACUGGAGAGUUCCGAAAGUUCAACAACAAUAAUGGAGAUGAGAUCGUUCCCACCAACCUGCUGGAGGAGACCAUGCUGGCCUUCAGCCACUGGACCUACGAGUACACACGGGGAGAGCUGCUGGUGCUGGACCUACAGGGAGUUGGUGAGAUUCUGACCGAUCCUUCAGUCAUUAAGAGUGGAGAGAAAGGCUCUUAUGAUAUGGUGUUUGGCCCGGCGAAUCUGGGCGAUGACGCAAUCCGAAACUUUCGUACCAAACACCACUGUAACUCCUGCUGCCGGAAACUCAAACUGCCCGACCUAAAGAGGAACGACUACACGCCAGAGAAAGUGACUCUGCAGCAGGACGAUCAAACGGAAAGCCCCAUCACGUCUACACAGACAGUGGGCGGAGCUAAAGAGCAACGCCCGUCCAUGCGCUUAAUGCUGUGAUACACACACACACACACACACACACACACACACACUAAAGAAGCAGCACCUGGAAUCCUACAUCCAUGGAAACCCUCCAAAGAGACACAAAGAAAGUGUGUGUGUGUGUGUGUGACGGGGGUCGUGGGGGGUCACACCUAUGCUACUGCGUCUCCGUGGAGCCGAAAUGCCGCGACGUCGCUGUAAAGAUUUUCUGGUGAACAGAGUUUUUUACGAGAUGAUUUUAUUUUGAUGUUUUUACGCUCGAUAAUGAAAUAAAAGUGUCCCGCGGUUUCCGUGGUUACGGACCGUC
This is a messenger RNA of Silurus meridionalis, 6075 nucleotides long. It is a transcript of the gene trpm7, whose product is annotated as transient receptor potential cation channel, subfamily M, member 7. Gene Ontology annotation, biological process: monoatomic cation transmembrane transport; protein phosphorylation; monoatomic cation homeostasis. The transcript has 40 exons. The record is from RefSeq and is a predicted model, not a curated record. NCBI's taxonomy places the organism in Eukaryota, Metazoa, Chordata, Actinopteri, Siluriformes, Siluridae. Gene Ontology annotation, molecular function: protein serine/threonine kinase activity; ATP binding; calcium channel activity. The coding region runs from base 216 to 5783 and encodes 1855 amino acids.